Saccharomyces kudriavzevii IFO 1802 is the source of this 1032-nucleotide messenger RNA. RefSeq names its product Yro2p (gene YRO2). Gene Ontology annotation, cellular component: plasma membrane; endoplasmic reticulum. The transcript has a single exon. The record is from RefSeq and is a predicted model, not a curated record. Lineage: Eukaryota; Fungi; Ascomycota; Saccharomycetes; Saccharomycetales; Saccharomycetaceae. The coding region runs from base 1 to 1032 and encodes 343 amino acids.
AUGUCUGAUUACGUCGAGUUAUUGAAAAGAGGUGGUAAUGAAGCCAUCAAAAUUAAUCCUCCAACCGGUGCUGAUUUCCACAUUACAUCCCGUGGUUCAGAUUGGCUUUUCACUGUCUUUUGUAUUAAUCUGCUAUUUGGUAUAAUUCUAGUUCCACUGAUGUUCAGAAAGCCAGUCAAGGAUAGAUUCGUAUACUAUACCGCCAUAGCCCCAAAUUUGUUUAUGUCUAUUGCUUAUUUCACAAUGGCUUCUAACUUGGGCUGGAUUCCCGUAAGAGCUAAAUACAAUCAUGUCCGAACCUCUACUCAGAAGGAACACCCAGGUUACAGACAAAUUUUCUACGCCAGAUAUGUGGGUUGGUUUUUAGCUUUUCCAUGGCCAAUUAUCCAAAUGUCCCUGCUUGGUGGUACUCCAUUAUGGCAAAUCGCUUUCAAUGUUGGUAUGACCGAAAUUUUUACCGUCUGUUGGUUGAUUGCCGCUUGUGUCCAUUCCACUUACAAAUGGGGUUACUACACCAUUGGUAUUGGUGCUGCCAUUGUUGUUUGUAUUAGCUUAAUGACUACUACCUUCAACUUGGUUAAGGCCAGAGGUAAAGAUGUCUCCAAUGUUUUCGUUAUCUUCAUGAGUAUUAUCAUGUUUUUAUGGUUGAUUGCCUACCCAACGUGCUUCGGUAUUACUGACGGUGGUAACGUAUUACAGCCAGAUUCUGCUACCAUUUUCUACGGUAUCAUUGAUCUACUGAUCUUAUCCAUCUUACCGGUUCUUUUCAUGCCAUUAGCUAACUACUUAGGUGUUGAAAGAUUAGGUUUAAUCUUCGACAAUGAACCUGAACAUGUUGGCCCAGUUGUAGAAAGAAAAAUGCCUUCUCCAGACUCCUUCAAGUCAUCUGAUUCCGACUCUAGUCUCAAGGAAAAAUUAAAGUUAAAGAAGAAGCAUAAGAAGGACAAGAAGAAGGCCAAGAAGGCCAAGAAAGCCAAGAAAGCCAAGAAGGCUCAAGAAGAAGAAGAAGAUGUUGCCACCGAAUCUGAAUAG